AUUCGCCGCUGCAGGCGCGGCGCGGGCGGCGACGAUGGGCGGGCGGGUGACCCGCGUUUUCCGGACCUUCAACGUGGAGAACCGGGCCCGCCGCGAGAUCAGCAAGGAGAAGCCCACGCCCGCCCCGCGGCACCGUACCGCCCGCAUGGACGCCACGGCCGAUCACCCAGAGAUAAAAGAAGAAAUUUUAAGAAAGGACGAUAGGCUUCUCACAUUGCUAAAAGAUGUUUAUGUCGAGUCCAGAGAUCCACCAGUACGGGUAAAAGGUGAAGGUGGAGAACAUCUUCCGUGUAAACAGGAGGAAAAGAGACUUACAAAACUAGGCCAUUUGGAAGCUCUAGAUGUUAAGAAAGUUUCCAAAGGCAAAAUUUCCAUUGUGGAGGCUUUGACACUUCUUAAUAAUCAUAAACUUCAUCCUCAAAUAUGGACUGCAGAGAAAAUAGCAGCAGAAUACAGUCUGGAACUGAAGGAUGUCAACUCUCUUCUGGAAUUCUUCAUUCCUUUCACCGUGCAGGAAUUUCCUAAAGAAACCAAAAAAGCUAUAAAGUCAACAUAAAAAUACUUGCCUAAACCUGGUGUGAUCUUACUUGUGUCUUAAUUUUACUCUUAAGUAUAUUCAAUGUCUGAAAGUUCAGAGUUGGUAACGUUGUGCAACAAUGCCGCUUCCUUAUACCAGUGAGAUGUAUUCAAGCAAUUCCAUUCUGUAUUGGAUGGCUUCAAUGAAAUGCAGCAAUUACAGUUUGUAAACCAGAAUAUGACCAGUAAGUGGUAUGAGAGCGUGUCACACAGUUCUGAUUAUCCCAUUCAAACAUUACAAGUUCAGUUAAAGGACUUUACCUUAACAUUGAAAGAUUGCCUUUCUUAGCAGAGACUUCCUGGCCUGCAGCUAAACAGGUGCUCUGCAGGUGUUAGCUCUGUAGUUUCAUGUUGCUGUGUUCUUUCAAGGAUUUGUUGCCAAGGUGUGUGUAUAUGCAAACAGCUGUCUUUCUUUUGUAUAAGAAUGGAAUAGUAGUUAUACUUUGUAAAGAAGGUUAACCACAAGAUUUGGGAAAUUCAGCUGUGUCAACUAUAAAAUAAAAAGGUGAA
Molecule: messenger RNA, 1086 nt
Organism: Chiroxiphia lanceolata (lance-tailed manakin)
Lineage: Eukaryota; Metazoa; Chordata; Aves; Passeriformes; Pipridae
Gene: NDUFAF4
Product: NADH:ubiquinone oxidoreductase complex assembly factor 4
Exons: 3
Coding region: 35-556 (173 amino acids)
Biological process (GO): mitochondrial respiratory chain complex I assembly
Cellular component (GO): mitochondrion
Source: RefSeq, a predicted model, not a curated record